CGGUCCCGGCUCCGCUAUAAAAUCCCGGCCGGCAUGAUCGUGGCAUCCUCGGCGGCCUCCUCCGUGCGCGACCCCUGGCUUGGCGACGUCUUUGCUGCUGCGCAGGAUGUGGCUGCUGCUUGCGCUCCUGGUUCUCACCACCGCCCGGCCUCUGGCCAGCGCAGAGUCACACUGGUGCUACGAGAUUCAAGCUGAGGCCUCCAACCACACCUGCCAGGGCCCAAACCUGUGGGGUGACGACUGCCAGAAGGACCACCAGUCCCCCAUCAACAUCGACACCACCAAGGCCGAGGUGAACCUAGACCUGGGACCCUUCUCCUUCUCCGGCUAUGACCAGAAGCAACAGUGGGAUGUUGAAAACAAUGGGCACUCAGUGGUAGUGUGGCUGGAGGACAAGCCCAUAAUUUCUGGAGGAGGACUGAACGCCCAGUACCGGGCCCAGCAGCUGCACCUGCAUUGGUCCAACAAGAUGAAUAGAGGCUCAGAGCACACCUUCGAUGGGCAUCGCUUUGCCAUGGAGAUGCACGUAGUACAUCAGAAACAGAAUGGGACAUCGAGGAUCAAGACAAAGGCCGAGGACCCAGAUGAGAUUGCAGUGCUGGCCUUCAUGGUGCAGGCUGGAUCCAAGAAUGAUGGCUUCCAGCCCCUGGUGGAGGUGCUGUCUGAGAUCCCCAAACCCGAAAUGAGAACCACGAUGAAAGAGAGCAUCAGCCUGUGGGACCUGCUCCCCCAGGAGGAGAAACUGAGGCACUACUUCCGCUACCUGGGCUCCCUCACCACGCCGGGCUGCCAGGAGAAGGUCGUCUGGACCGUGUUCAAGGAGCCCAUUCAGCUUCAUGAGGACCAGAUCCUUGCAUUCUCCCAGAAGCUGUACUACGACAAUGAGCAGAAACUGAGUAUGACGGAAAACGUCAGGCCCCUGCAGGACCUGGGGCAGCGCCCGGUGUUCAAGUCCCAGGCCCCUGGACAGCUGCUGCCCUUGCCCUUGACAACCCUGCUGGCCCCCACACUCACCUGCCUGAUGGCUGGCUUCCUCCAGUGAUAGCUCACUUCUGGACACCUGACCUCUGAUCUCAGCCCUUAAGGCCUUGGGCCUCUGUUCCUCAGGCUCCCCAGGUUGGACUGUAACGAUGAUUAAAAUAUGGGUAUAUUUUUGGAAAAA
This is a messenger RNA of Equus quagga, 1162 nucleotides long. RefSeq names its product carbonic anhydrase 4 (gene CA4). The coding region runs from base 107 to 1042 and encodes 311 amino acids. Lineage: Eukaryota; Metazoa; Chordata; Mammalia; Perissodactyla; Equidae. Gene Ontology annotation, cellular component: plasma membrane. The transcript is spliced from 8 exons. The record is from RefSeq and is a predicted model, not a curated record. Gene Ontology annotation, molecular function: carbonate dehydratase activity; zinc ion binding.